UGAUCUUCAUCUCUCCCUCUACCGUACAUCACCCACUACACUUCAUCACCAAAACUCUACACCUACAUCUACACAUUGCAAUCAUGGUCAAAGUUGGCGACACCCUCCCGUCUGGCUCCGUCCAAGAGGGAGCACCUGACAGGACUGUCGACCUCUCCCAAGUUCUCAAGGACGGCUACCUCAUCGGCGUGCCAGCCGCCUUCUCCCCCACCUGUUCGCAAGGCCACAUCCCCAAGUACGUCACCAAGGCGCGAGGCGGCAGCAGCGCGCCAGUCUACGUGAUCGCGGUCAACGACGCCUUUGUCAUGAACGCGUGGCACGAGUCGCUCGACCCGCAGAAAGAUUCGGGCGUGCACUUCGUCGCCGACCCGGCCGGCGAGUACGUCAAGAAGCUCGACCUGCUCUUCGAUGCCACGGGCCUGCUGGGCAACCACCGCGCGCACCGCUUCGCCAUUGCCGUCAAGGACGGCAAGGUGCAGAAGCUGGACGUCGAGCCGGAUCCGACGCAGGUCACCACCACCUCUGCCGAGCGGGUCUUGUGACUACGUGACGCAAAGGAGAAGCUGUGAACCUGGCGGAAGGGAAUGAUUUUGGAAAGAUUAACGCUGAAAUUGGUGGUUGAGUAGAUUCAUGUAGACAUCUUGAACUUUUGCUCGCCUCCAUCAAGCAGUUUCCCGUGCCC
Neohortaea acidophila is the source of this 682-nucleotide messenger RNA. RefSeq names its product Redoxin. The record is from RefSeq and is a predicted model, not a curated record. NCBI's taxonomy places the organism in Eukaryota, Fungi, Ascomycota, Dothideomycetes, Mycosphaerellales, Teratosphaeriaceae. Gene Ontology annotation, molecular function: thioredoxin peroxidase activity. Gene Ontology annotation, cellular component: peroxisome; cytoplasm; mitochondrion. The transcript has 2 exons. Gene Ontology annotation, biological process: cellular response to oxidative stress; hydrogen peroxide catabolic process; cell redox homeostasis. Bases 84 to 542 code for a protein of 152 amino acids.